Messenger RNA from Meyerozyma guilliermondii ATCC 6260, 2934 nucleotides. Its product is annotated as poly(A)-specific ribonuclease. The transcript has a single exon. Gene Ontology annotation, cellular component: P-body; PAN complex. The record is from RefSeq and is a predicted model, not a curated record. Lineage: Eukaryota; Fungi; Ascomycota; Pichiomycetes; Serinales; Debaryomycetaceae. Gene Ontology annotation, biological process: nuclear-transcribed mRNA poly(A) tail shortening. The coding region runs from base 1 to 2934 and encodes 977 amino acids. Gene Ontology annotation, molecular function: protein binding; nucleic acid binding.
AUGACGACUCUAGGGACCGGCAACGACAUAAUUGUGGGAGGAACUCACUCACUUGGUAGCCUAGAUAUGCAAAAAUGUGUUGCAACUGGUUUUGACCACAGUGGAAAUUUAUCGUUUGUGGACUCUGUGGCCAAGACUUUGGUGUUGGGAACCACAGAUGGGACUGUGGAGCUCUUUGAUACCGCCAGCAACUCCAGCGUAAAAUCUUUUCCUGCUCAUUCUGGCUUGUUAAGCGAUAUGGCGGUGCAGGGAAACUACAUAGCAACAUGCGGUUAUUCGGCCCGCCGACGAUACGACCACAAGAAUUCUUCGGCCGCAGGCGGCACCUCGUACAUCACAGAUCCGCUCGUGCAUCUUAUCGAUACUCGCAUGAUGAAAUCGCUUUCACCCAUUCCUUUUCCCAAUGGGGCCUCGUUCGUCCGCUUCCAUCCUAAGCUCCCCAAUAUAGUCAUAGUGGCCUCCAGCACCGGCGUGCUUGAGUUUGUCGAUAUAUUUGACCAGCUGAAAUUGAAUGUGUAUCAAGUGAACAUGUCGCCGGCAUCGCCAGGAAUCUCGCGAAUGGAAAUUAGCGACAAUGGAGAAUAUAUUUGCUGCAGCGAGGGCCGUCUGCUUCAUCUUUGGUCGUUUACCAGCGAUACCAACUUUGUCAACUUUCCUGCACCGCUCGAAGAGCAAGAUAUACCAGCACCACUUCCGCCGCCUUUUGAGGUCGACGAUCCCGUCCCUUUGUCUUCGGUAGGAAUGCCCUACUACAAGGACUACCUCCUCUCCAACUAUGCCACAGACAUGGUCUUCACCAAGGAGCUUCUGAAGGUUCCUGCUGAAGUGGACACUAGCCUCGGUCAUGGUGCAUUUGUACCAUACGACAGAACUGCGCACGGACCACGAAACAUUUCGCAGCCAUACCAAUCUCUACGGGAGCCCCCAGGAAGCAACAGCAACGCUCCCAGAUUCAUCAGUGAACGGGACGGCGAGUCUAACGAAAAUAUGAUCCACGCUGAAAAUUCCAUCUUCCAUCUCAAAUCCCCCACCUCGGUGCCACAUUGCUACUCACGGCUCCAGAUCCAGUACUCCAAGUUCGGGGUGGAUGACUUUGAUUUUGACUACUACAACAAGUCGAACGGAGCAUGUAGUGGGCUUGAAAACCACCUCGACAACUCGUACACCAAUGCACUUUUGCAAUUGUACCGUGCUGCUCCGGCAUUUUACAAUUCUGUGGUGGAGUCCUUGCUUCCCGAAUACUUGCCCAAUGGACCCGAAAUCAUCCUGUGGAACCCCCAGGGCCUGUCUUUGCUCAUAGAAUUAGGCUAUCUUUUUGACAUGAUGCACAAAGCCGAGGGCCGCAAUGUCAAAAUCGCCAAUUUUUCCCAGCUAUUAACCCAAAGUGCAAGUGCUGCUUCCGCUGGAGUCAUCAAUACCGACGAAGAGAAAAGUCUUAAUGCCGAUGGUCUUCGGGAAAUCAUUAUUCGAUUCAACCAUUACCUCUUAUCUGAGCUCACCAGCAACCAACGAGAGAGACGCCAUACAAAUUCGGAAAAAAUCGAAGAUAUCAUGGGUAUCAAACUCGAAAUGCAAAUCAAGAGCCAGUGCACUGAAACGGAAACACAUACGGGAUCGCAAUUGAUUUUUGAUUUGACCAGUCCUCCCGAACAGUACUUGAACAAACUAGCAAUGCUUCGUCGAGCGGAAAAAACCGAGAUCACCAUAUUAUCUUAUAUGGACUAUUUCAUGGACCAGUACAAACUGGCGUCGUGCAGAGAAUGUGAAGCACGAGGAAGACCCCAUGCUGUCAAUGCCAGACAGCGGGUUGUUCGUUUACCAAAAGUAUUGCUGAUCAACUUGAGUAUGACCAAUUUUGAGCUCCAACAGAUCCACAAUUGUCGCGGAUGGCUCGUUCCUGAGUUUCAUAUCGGCGAAGAUGAGAGGUUUGUCGACGCUGGAAGGGGUCGCAAGUACGAACUUUUGGGAUACGUUUGUGAAAUAAGUCAUGGUCCGGGUGUAAAGCGCGGAGCCCACAAUCUUGUCUCGUUUGUCAAAAUUAAAGGCCAAUGGUAUCUUUUCAAUGACUUCUUGGUCAUGCCCAUUGCACAAGAAGAAGCACUCAAUCUUUCAUACUCGUGGAAAAAACCCGUGAUUAUAGUUUACAGCGAACCAGGCCAGGAUUUUCUGUACUUUGAAACCUCAACUUUCAAAAAGAUUCAGGACCUCGACACCUCCAUCAUAUACAGAGACCACUUUGUACGAGCCGCCAGAGAGGGCCAUCGCCAAGAGUACAAGCUCCUUACGAAACAAGAGGCACCCGAAAUUGGAACCCUAAUUGCUAUCGAUGCGGAAUUCGUAGUUUCGGAACCUGAGCAGUUGGAGAUACGAUACACUGGUACACGGAAGCUUAUCAAACCCAAAAAGUUGACGUUGGCUCGAGUGUCGGUGCUUCGAGGGAACGGACCAAAUAUAGGUGUCCCAUUUAUCGACGACUAUAUUGUAUGGACCGGCCACAUUGAAGACUAUCUAACCAGCUUUUCUGGCAUAGAACCUGGCGAUCUUGAUCCUGAAGUGUCUAAGAAAGCAUUAGUGACGCUUCAAACCGUUUACCGCAAAUUAUGGUUGCUUCUCAAUAUGGGAUGUGUCUUUGUGGGCCACGGUUUACAGAACGACUUCAGAUGCAUCAACUUGGUUGUCCCCAAGACUCAAGUCCGUGAUACGGCCGAUCUCUUUUAUCUUCCCGAGUUUAAGAGGAAGCUUAGUUUGAAGUUUUUGGCGUACGUUUUGCUCAAGGAAAAAGUGCAAACCGGUAACCACGAUUCGGUGGAAGAUGCAUAUACGGCGUUGAUGUUGUUUCAAAAGCACGAGGAGUUGACCCGCACGGGAGAUUUGGAGACCGUACUCUACCAGGUAUACAUGGAGGGACAACAACGAAGGUUCCGAGCUCCAUAG